AUGUCGUCCGAAGGGAAUGGCGCGGCGGUGACUUCGGCGCUGGAUAACACAACGAAACCAUGGUGCUCGCUUCCUGAAGGAGAUGACCUGUUCUCCCACGCCCACCAGACACUCCUGAAGGGCGCCGCACACCCGCUGGAAAGCGAAAGGAUGGGGAGAAACGACGACGAGGAGAAAGGGGUGAAAGAACGAAAGAGAAAGAGGCAAAAAGAAAGGAUUAGACACAUUCGAAGGACACAAGGGAAUUUGAACGUGUCUAUACAGUCCUGCGAUCCUCUAUUGGUGUCCUCAGAGCCGCUGGCAGCCACGCAGGAGGGGUUACCGCAACUGCCUUCCACUGGGCCGCCGGCAGGAGCUACAAAACUGCCUUCUAGAUCAUUACCAGGCGUCCCUCCGUUGCUGCCUCUCAGCCUAGCGCCCUCCAAACCCCCGCCCGCUUCCCCGUCACCCCCACCACGCCCACACACGCAUUCCCCAACACAGACGCCCCCACUCACUCGCUCCUUGCCCCUCUCCCCCACUCCCCUCACAUACUCCCCGUCACCCACACGCCAGCCUUCGCCGCCCACCUCCAGGCACACCACGCCCUCCGCCUCCCCAUCCUCCUCCCCGCCCUGUCUCACUCCCACCAUGGAGGACGCUGAAGAGGUGUGCGGAGUGUGCGGGGACGUGGCUCGCUCGCUGCACUUCGGGGGCCGCGCCUGUGACUCCUGCAAGGCCUUCUUCAGGAGAGCCGUGACCGGAGCCACUUUCCUCGGCUUCACCUGCACCAAGAGGACCCAGAGUGGUGAUCGUGACAGUGGUGGUGAUGGUGGUGGUGAUCUAUGCGUGGUGACCGUCAGGAAUAGAAAGGAGUGCCAAGCUUGUAGGUUCUCUCGGUGCCUGAGUGCCGGCAUGGAGGUGUCCCUGGUGAGUCGUGAGGACGAGGGGCCCCGAGGCUUGCCCCACACUCUGGCCCUCUACCGUCGCCUCUCCCGCCACGCCCACGCCCAAGGCAAGACCCAACACAGCGUCCCCUACCUACCCAGCUACUGGCGUGCCCCCUACGGUUCGGCCACGCCAGUGCUGACGCCCCGCCUGAAGGAGGAGCCGCGCUACUCCCCGACAGGAGGCGAGGCGGCUCAACAGGUGGAGUCCCUGCGCCUGGCCACCGCCCCACCUCUCCCCGCCCUCGCCUACACCCAGCUGAUGCGCCUCGACCCCGCCCACAGGCACGCCCACUCUUCCGCUGAGGCGAGUCAUGCUCUCCUCCAUGAUCCCAGCCUGGACGCUGCUCCCAGGCCCGCCCAGGAGCUUCCCGCCAGACACACCCACGAACGUGCCUCUCCACGUGGCCAUGCCCCCGCCCCCAGACACAGACAUCCCCCAACACACCGCCGCCUGUCCCCCGCUACCACACGAGCAGCCUUCAGGCAGGACCCACUCCAAGGACACCCGCCCUCAGCCCACCUGCCCACCCUGACCGGCCUCCCCUCCUCCUUGGGCACCGCCAACCUGCACAGGUGGCCAGGCACGGCAGCCACACCCUGGGGACCAGAUCCUACAGGCGACGGCGGCGGCGGCGGCGGUGGUGGUGGUGGUGAUGGUGAUGGAGGAGGAGGAGGUGGAGGUGGUCGCUCCGCCCAGAAAGAAACCACCGGCCCCCUCCAGGCUGGCCUCAGCGCCCAAGACCUGGCGGAGAUCAAGCAGCUGCAGGAGUCGUACGUGGGUGAGCAGGAGGCGGAGGGCGCGUCCCUGGAGCAGUGCGUGCCACGCUCUGAGCUGGGACGGCUGUACAUGUGCUUCAUCGAGCGGCGCGCCAAGUUCCUGGCCAGCACGCCCCUGUACGGCACCGUGGUGGCGGCGGAUAGGCCGCGACUGCUGCACGUGGCGGUGGCCAUGAGCACCUACUUCACCGGGGCGCACCACAUCGACACCUCGGACUAUUCGUGGCCUCAGCGGCGUGGCGCGGGGCGAGAGGGGCGUGAGGUGGCCGUGCUGGCCGCCAGCAGCAUCAGGCAGCUGCUGUCCCACCAGCAGUUCCUGCACGUCAUGAAAUUCUACACCACGUACAGCGAGGCGCUGGCUGACCAGACCAUCGCCGUGUUGAUGCAGGUCAUGUCGCUCUUCUAUCCCGAGGAGGGCCUCCAGGCGCCGCUGCCCGUGGAGGAGGGCCGCCUACACUACAUGGCGCUGCUCUCCCGCUACCUAGUGGCCUCCCAUGGCCCGAGGGAGGGAGCGCGCCGCCUGGCCACGCUGCUCACUAGCCAGCAGGAAGCCCGCCAGUUGGUGGACCUGCUGCGCCAGGUGGACCUGACGCCUCGCGAGCCUGGCGCCGACCUGGCCACCUCCAGGGCCAUGCUGCAGGACCGCAUGCAUCUUGUGUGCCAGGCGGCGCGUAGCGGUCACGCAAAGCGAGGAACCAAGGGCAGCACGGAGGGCUCGCGCACUCCUACGCCGCCCUCUCGCGGCGGCAGCAGCAGCCCCGAGGCAGGCGGCGGCACCGUGGAGCAGAUGGGCAGCAUCCUGAGCCGCCUGGCGCAGUGUGAAGAUCCCCACACCCUGGCGGAGGCGCGUCGCAUCCUGCCCGCACCGCUGCUGCAACGCUUCCUGCACCUAUUGCUGUCCCCCGCCCCGCGCACGCCAUUGCAGUGCACACCGCCCUCACCCUCGCCCUCGCCGCCCUCCCCGCAGUGCCGCAAACUGAGCAUCAUGCGCCAUGCCGGGGAGCCUCCGCCGCCCGCCGCCACUCACCGAUCCCUGCACCACCUUUCCGUCGCCCCCCACGCCCCAGAGCUGGCGGCGGAGUGACAAGCUGUGCAGAGUCCCGGCGUGGCCCUGCUGGUUCUGUGCAGGCUGUCCCAAGCCCCAGUUCUCAACAGCUUGUGUUGUGGCUUAGGGAAACACUCAGACACAGCAGCUGACAAGGAAAUUGUCGCCGUGGUGCUCUUGUUGUUGUUGUUGUUGUUGUUGUUGUUGUGCGCCAAGUUAAAGUGAACAACAGUGUGUGUGUGUGUGUGUGUGUGUGUGUGUGUGUGUGUGUGUGUGUGUGUGUUCGCCACAUGAAGGAGAAAGUACAAGGUUUACAGGUACAGUACAAGGUUAUAGGCGCCCAGGUAACACUCUACCUGUCCCCAUUCCCUCCCCCCCUACCAGUCCUACUUGCUGUCCACAAACCCUCCCAUCCAAAGGCCCCCCACCCCCCACAACCCUCCCUCUAACUCCACCCCUACCACCCACUACCCACCUUAUAACGCCUCCCCACCACCCACUACCCACCCUCUAACGGCCCACCACCACCCACUACCCACCCACCAACGCCUCCCACCACCCACUACCCACCUCCCCCCACUAACUGCUCACAAACUGCCCCUCCACCACCCCUCACAACUGCCCAGCUACCCGUCCAACCCCUCCCUUCCUAAAACCCCAACCCCUCCCCAAUUCGCCUCCCCUCUCUGUAUCAGGGGAGAGGGGGUGUAGAUGAUUAGUGAUGUUAUUCUUACAUACUACAUGCGUACACACACACACACACACACACACACACACACACACACACACACACACACAAACAAACAGAAA
This is a messenger RNA of Portunus trituberculatus (swimming crab), 3561 nucleotides long. RefSeq lists its product as uncharacterized. The transcript has 3 exons. Bases 1 to 2790 code for a protein of 929 amino acids. Gene Ontology annotation, biological process: cell differentiation; positive regulation of transcription by RNA polymerase II; negative regulation of transcription by RNA polymerase II. Gene Ontology annotation, molecular function: RNA polymerase II cis-regulatory region sequence-specific DNA binding; zinc ion binding; nuclear receptor activity. The record is from RefSeq and is a predicted model, not a curated record. NCBI's taxonomy places the organism in Eukaryota, Metazoa, Arthropoda, Malacostraca, Decapoda, Portunidae.